CACGUGCUCACGCUUCACUUUGGAUUUUCUUUUACACGCGGCUUACGGAAAAGAAGGUUAAGUUGCUGCGUGCUGGCUGUUGAGAGUUUUUAAUUUUAAAUUAAAAUUAAAUAGUGUAUGAACAAACGGUGCUACGAUGUUUGUUCUAUACGAAACGCCGGCGGGCUACGCCAUUUUCAAGUUGCUGGACGAAAAGAAACUCGAACAGGUAGACAAUCUGUACCUGGAAUUUGAGACUCCGGAGCGGGCCAACAAACUGUUGAAACUGAAACACUUUGAGAAAUUCAACGACACCACAGAGGCGCUGGCCGCUGCCACGGCGGCGGUGGAGGGUAAGGUGGCCAAGCCGCUAAAGAAAACUCUCAAGAAGUUGCUCGUCGAUGAGGUGCAGUCCCAGUUGCUGGUCGCUGACGCCAAGUUGGGCACCGCCAUCAAGGACAAGUUGUCUGUGCAGUGCGUCUACAACACGGGUGUGCAGGAGCUGAUGCGCUGCAUUCGUCAGCAGGCCGACAGUCUGCUGGGUGGCCUGCCCAAGCGGGAAAUGACUGCCAUGGCUCUGGGUCUGGCCCACUCGCUGUCACGCUACAAGUUGAAAUUUUCACCGGACAAAAUCGACACGAUGAUCGUGCAGGCCCAGUGUCUGCUGGAUGAUCUGGACAAGGAGCUCAACAACUACAUGAUGAGGGCUCGCGAGUGGUACGGCUGGCAUUUUCCCGAGCUGGGUAAGAUCAUCACAGACAACAUUGCCUUCGUGAAGACCAUUAAACUGGUGGGAACCAGGGACCAGAUGUCCACGGCCGAUCUGUCGGACAUUCUGCCCGAAGACGUGGAGGAGAAGGUGAAGGAGGCGGCCGAGAUAUCGAUGGGUACUGAAAUCUCAGAGGAGGAUGUGCUGAACAUCCAGUGCCUGUGCGAUGAAAUCAUUUCCAUCAACGACUACCGCACCCAUCUGUACGACUACCUCAAGGCCAGGAUGAUGGCCAUGGCUCCCAAUCUGACCGUCCUCGUGGGCGACACAGUGGGAGCACGAUUGAUUGCCCACGCGGGUUCCCUUAUUAACCUGGCCAAGCAUCCGUCGUCAACGGUACAAAUUCUGGGCGCCGAAAAGGCCCUCUUCCGUGCCCUGAAGACCAAGAAGGACACACCGAAAUACGGUCUUAUCUACCACGCCCAGCUGGUGGGUCAGGCCAGCCAGAAAAACAAGGGAAAAAUGUCGCGUUCACUUGCCGCCAAAGCAUCGCUGGCCACCAGAGUGGACGCCUUCGGUGAGGAAGCCACGUUCGAGCUGGGAGCUGCGCACAAGGUGAAGCUGGAGUCGCGCCUCCGGCUGUUGGAGGAAGGAAACCUGCGCAAGAUUUCCGGCACCGGCAAGGCCAAGGCGAAGUUCGAGAAGUACCAGGCCAAGAGUGAGGUGUUCACGUACCAACCCGAGGCGGAUAACACCUUGAACAUUAAGAAGCGUAAGCACUCGGAGUCCGAACAGACUCCCAUCAAGAAGGAGCUGAUCAAGGAGGAGCCUGCCGAGGAGGAGCAGGAGGAGGCUGAGAUCAAGUCGGAGAAGAAGAAGAAGAAAAAGAAGAAGCAGAAGGAUGAGGAGGCUCCAGAAGAGGCAGCAGCGCCAGAGCCCGCUGACGAGCCCACACCAGCCAAGAAAAAGAAGAAGUCCAAGCACCAGGAGUAGUAUUAUUUCUGGCUGCCGACUGGCAUUAGUUGUAAAGUCUAAAC
This is a messenger RNA of Drosophila bipectinata, 1725 nucleotides long. It is a transcript of the gene nop5, whose product is annotated as nop5 ribonucleoprotein. Gene Ontology annotation, cellular component: box C/D methylation guide snoRNP complex; small-subunit processome. The record is from RefSeq and is a predicted model, not a curated record. Gene Ontology annotation, molecular function: snoRNA binding. NCBI's taxonomy places the organism in Eukaryota, Metazoa, Arthropoda, Insecta, Diptera, Drosophilidae.